CUUAACUAAUUUUUUCGGUAAUUGAUUUUAACUACAUUGAUCGUGAAACAUUCAACUUUUUUUUUAUGAAAAGGUUAUUUUCUCGUAGCAAAUAUAAUUACGCGAUUGGUUCGUUAAUAACGCGGCAAUCAUUAUUUUGACCGGUAAGCAGAGCCGACGGCGUUGACCGCGGGUGCCAAAUGCGUUGUCGUUGCCCAGAAUUGAACGCUAAAACCGAAGGAUCAGACUUCAGACGAGUAGAGUACAUUCCUUCCGAGACCCGCCACGCCACUGAACAUCCGAUUUCAAUCCUUCGGAGCGCGCUAGGGUUUGCGUCGAUUCAGGUGCGCUCUUCCUCUGUCCCUGUAAUUAAGAGAUUCAUCUUCUCUACCGCUUUAGCUCUCUGAUGGCAUGAUUUUGUCUCGCUGCAUCACACAGCGUUCUCAUUCUUAGAUUGAGGUCGAUCUUGAUAUACAAUAAGUCUUAAGUGAAAAUUAGUGCCUUUAUAUUUCACUCUGGAAAUUGGACUUUAGAUCGAGUAGACCAGGCAGAGAUUUCAGUUUAUUUCCGUCUCCAUAAUCUAUUUGCAUGUCGAGGUUCCGUGCUGCUGAUUCCAGUUCCUCAAAGAGACAUCAAAUUACCGGGAAACAGAGAAAUGGUCUGGAAACUGGGUAAUCGAGCUCAGAUUUCGUGUCAUGGAAAUCGUCUUUUGUUUAUCAGUUCUUUCUUUCGGUGAUUCUUUGUGUUCCUAGUUCGAAAGAACAAGAAAUCCAAAAUGGAUCCGAACGGUACUCUAUAGUUCUUUCUACAGUACUGUCAGAUCCUAUCAAAUGGGUUUCAUAAGUUAUUAUUUUGUUUAAUGUUUGAGUCAAAUUUCGCUCAUAGAGAUGGAAAGUCAGGUUAGUUCAAUUGGGGUAAAGAGAUUUAAUCAUGUAUGGGAACUUCUCUGCAGAACUACAUUAAGUACCUCAUGUUGGGUUGUGAUCUUCUAUUGAGGCUCAUGCAUAUUAGACAAAUGAGUUAUUGCUGGUUUUGGUUACUUAGCGCUCUCUUUCUUUAGCUACGCAAAUUCUCCUGCAACUUAACUACUCCAGCUCGAUACAAUUCCAGUGACUAAAGUUGAAACCUGCAAGCUAUCGCUCACUACUUAGAUGUUCAAGUUCCAUCCUUUUUGCCUUAAUUUGUCACUAAAUUACUUCCAUUAGAUGGUAUUCCCUGGGGCCAAGUGCAACUCCAAUGUUGGCCGUCUUCUCAACUCGUUUUUUUUUGUUUUUGUUUCCAGUAACAGCUCUUUGCGGUACAAUUCAUACAAGUUGUUCAGUUUAAUUUGCUCGAAGGCAAAGGGGGGAUGGCCAGAAGCAGCAGCAGGCAGGGAAGGCCAAUAGGGGCCCGAAGAAGGGAUGAAUCGAUGUUGACUCGUAUGGUGAAUUCAGUGUUUUCCUUCCUGAAGUAUGCUGAAUUUGAGAUCCUUUUCGUUCUUUUCUUUGUCGUCGCUUUUGUUGUGUUCAAAGAUCUUACCUCAAGGCCUGAGUACAACCAAAUCCUGGUGAAGAAGCCUGACAGUGGCGACUGGUGGCCUUAUUAGAGAACUGCCUUAUAUACAACCAGGUUCUUGUAGAAAAAUUCCUCUAGCUACUUUGGAGCUUCUUUUAAGUUUGAUGAGCAUACAGGUCAGGUUUGCAUCAUGAUCUUGUUUCCUGUACCUGUGAUUGUGAACGAUGCUAACGGAGGACAUGUACUUUUAUCCAUAAAAUGGUCUGUUUUGUUAAUUAUAUGAAUAUUAUCAUAUAGUUUCUAUUGAAGCAAUGGUUGCCUUACGAAAAUACCGGAACACGGUCCUAGAUAUGGAUACUGCUCACCAUAUAUACUGUAGGAUUUCCAUGAUAAAGUAUGUGGAAACUCAGCAACUCUGGAUUAAAUUCUGGUAAGAUCUUUCCACAGUCUUGGUGUUGAAACCUUUGAAAUCUUGUUUGGCUAUCUUUGGUAGCUUGAAUGGUUCAUUUCUGGUCAUGAUUCCAUCUGCAUUAUUUUAUGCCCAAACAACAUCUGCAUAUGCAGGAUGCUAGUUUUCAGGAUGCCAUAGUCAAGAAUGAUGCUAUUUGACAAAUGCUUCCUCCUCUUUCUCUGUUUUUUUUAUUUAUUUACUUACCCGUCAAGAGAGUGAUUUUUUCUCCUCCAUUUUUCUGACUAUCACUAUGGUACGAGACCCUUUCUGUUAAUUCCGAAGCUAAAGCUAUGUUUAGAUGAUACCAUUUUAAUUGGCUGAAAGUUCUUAGGUCGCUCACUCUUCCAUAUCCUACAGAAUCAGUUGUAGUCACGUUAUUCCCGACAUUUAGAAAUCCUAAUUUGCAUUUAGAGGGUAAAAUGUUGUCCAUAUUUGGCCUUGUUGUCGGUUUUUUUGUAAAAGCAGUUUCUAGCUAGAACUUUUGAGAUUUUAAAAUAGAAAGAGAGGGUGAGGUGGAAACUCUAAAAUAUUUAAUUGUAGAAUUAAUUUUUUAAUUGACA
Messenger RNA from Linum trigynum, 2484 nucleotides. The record is from the annotation of a GenBank genome assembly. NCBI's taxonomy places the organism in Eukaryota, Viridiplantae, Streptophyta, Magnoliopsida, Malpighiales, Linaceae.